AUGGCCUUGAGCACCCAAAGAGCCUCUGCAUCUCAGACUUCAUCAGCUGAAUCAUCAGUUCCUCGCAGGAAGAAUGAUGUUUUUCUGAGUUUCAGGGGUGUAGACACUCGCAGGACGAUUGUCUCCUCUUUAUACCAUGAGUUGCAGAACAGAGAAGUUGAAACGUUCAUGGAUGACAAAGGGCUUAUCAGAGGGACUAUUAUUUCCUCGAGUCUUCUGAGAGAAAUCAAUGAAUCUAGAUUGGCAAUCAUUGUCCUUUCACCAAACUAUGCUUAUUCUAAAUGGUGUUUGGACGAAUUGACAAUGAUCAUUCAGUGCAUGGAAUAUAAUAGCACAACAGUCAUCCCAAUCUUUUAUGAUGUGGAUCCUUCUGAUGUGCGACAUCAGAAAGGGAGCUUUGCAAGAGCCUUCACUACGCACCAAGAAAGGCUAGGGCAAGACGAUGAUUCUGACGUGGAACUUGUCAAAGACGCUGUGGAUGUUGUGUGCAGUAAAUUACAACAUGUUGAGUGGGCAUUGUUGUCUACUGGAGAUUUUGUAGCAUUUGAAGCAACAAGGCGAGCCAUGAACAAGGUAAUGAAGGCAAUGCGAGAUGAUGAGAUCACUGCCAUUGGGGUAUAUGGGAUGGGAGGCAUUGGCAAGACAUGUAUGGUGAAACAUGUGGGUGCACAUGCCCGAAAACUUGGUCUUUUUAAUCAUGUAAUUAUGGCUGUCAUAUCCCAAACACCAAACUUGAGAAAUAUUCAAGGAACACUGGCCGAUCUGCUGGGAUUAAAGUUGUUCGAGGAGACAGAAUUCGGAAGAGCAGUUAGAUUGAUGGAGAAGAUAAUGAAAGGAAAUAGGAUCCUCAUAUUCUUGGACGACAUUUGGGAGAGAAUAGAUUUGUCUAGCAUUGGAAUACCGAGCCAUGAUGAGCUUCAAAAGUGCAGUUCCAAAAUCAUAUUCACCACAAGGAGAUUGAAUGUUUGUCAUACCAUGGAGAGCCAAGAAAACAUUCCUCUCCAAGUCUUAUCUGAAGAAGAUGCUUGGAAUCUAUUUGUGAAGAAAACAAGAAAGUCUUUUCAUGAAUCAACAAACUUAUAUGAUGUAGGGCGGAGAGUAGCAAAAGAAUGUGCUGGUCUCCCAGUUGCAUUAGUAGCAGUUGCGAGGGCACUUGGAGAUAAAGAUUUAGAUGAUUGGACAGAAGCAGCUCGACGUCUAAAGGCUGCUCAACCUGCCAACUAUGAAGAUGAGCGAGAGGUGUCUAGAUGUAUAGAGUUAAGCUAUAAUUAUUUGAGACCUGAUGAUGACAACAUUGCCAAGUUAUUCUUCUUGCUUUGCUGUCUAUUCCCUGAAGAUUCUGAUAUUGAGGUCGAAGACUUGUUGGUGUAUGCAAUUGGGAAAGGACUGUUUCAAGAUGCUGAUACAAUCAAAGAAGCCAGAGCCAAAGCUCAUUCAGUGGUCAAGUACCUGAAAGCUUCUAGCUUGCUUUUGGACAGUGCAUACUGUGGAUUUGUGAAGAUGCAUGACGUAAUUCGAGAUGUGGCCAUAUCAAUCUCAUUAUCGGAAGAUGGAUCACGGUUUUUGGUUAAAGCUGGUUGUGAAUUAAAGGAUUGGCCAGCUAUUAAUAUUGCAGAUAAAGGCUACUCUGCAGUCUCACUAAUGAGAAAUGAAAUUCAGAAGCUUCCCAACAAGUUGGUAUGUUCAAAACUCCAGAUUUUAUUACUACAGAGCAAUAGUAAUAUAAAUGAGAUUCCAAAUCCAUUUUUUCAAAGUCCCAAUGAAUUGAGGGUCUUAGAUCUUAGCCAGACUAGUAUUUCAUUACUACCCGCCUCAUUAAGUCUGCUAACCAACCUCCAAGCUUUGUGUUUAGAUGAUUGCAAGAAAAUGCAUGAUAUUUCCAUACUCGGAAAGCUAAAGAACCUUCAGAUUCUUAGUAUGAAGAACCUUAGAGGAAUUUGUGAUAGAGAACUGCCGAAAGAAAUGGCGCAGUUGGCCAAACUAAAGUUGUUAGACAUCACGAAUGCAUGUUUUGUAACAGUGCCCUCUGAUGUGAUAUUAAACUUGAAUGGAUUAGAAGAACUGUACAUGAAAUGCGACUUCUGUGACUGGGGUAGUAGAAUAGUCACGGGCAGUUUAUUUUCUUUUGCUUUUGGCACUGCCAAGAAUGCUAGCUUUGAUGAGUUAACAGGCUUGUCACGUUUAAACAGUUUGAAAGUUCACAUAUCUGAUGUGAAAUGCUUGCCUCGUAACGUUAGUUGCAUUCCGAAUUGGGUCAACUUCAAUAUCUGUAUCAGCAGAAAGGAAUAUAUGAAACAGUCCUAUUAUGGCCGUUUUUUUGAGAGGAAACUAACUGUCAAGUGGGAUCAACGUCAGCAUCUCUUUCGGUAUGUGACUCUAAACGCAAGCACGAAGAGUUUACCAGAUUGGUUUAUCAAUGUGGUGACAGAGAAAACAGAGAUUCUGGAGUACAUAGGAUACAGUGGCUUAGAGGACAUUCUUGUGGAAUACGACCUUGGGAGAUUACAUGUGCUGAAGUGCCUUGCUGUAAUUGAGUGCCAAGUGGAUGGAGUGUUGAUGAACUCAACAACAAGAAGGAUUCAAAAUGAACCAGUAUUCGAGAGCUUGAUAGAUUUGUAUGUUGAAAGAGUCUAUGGGCUGGAGGAUUUAUGUAUUGGUGAGUUACCACCUGGGUCUCUAUGCAAUCUUCAGUUGUUAAAUGUGAGAAACUGCCCUCAUUUGGUGGAUGCACUUUUACAAUCAAAUUUGUUGCUCAGGCUACAAAAUCUGGAAAUACUACAUUGUGAGCAAGUGGAGGAUGCGAGAGGAACCAAAAUGGAACAUGUGUUUAGAUUUGAAGAGCUGGAGGGUCAACAAACCGUCUUAACGAAAUUGAGAGAGAUAACUUUGUGUAAUCUUGUGAGCCUUGAAAGAAUAUGGAUCGGUUAUCCUCCAAAUGGAGCAUUCUGUAAUCUUAACAGUUUGGCAAUUCGUGGCUGCAACAAACUGAAAUAUCUCUUGGCCUAUGGUGCUACUAUAUCUUUUUCGCAAUUGGAGCUCCUUUGGGUGGAUGACUGCUCUGACUUGAAAAGCCUUUUUUCACCAACCUUGGGACAAGAGACCAAGGUAGUUAUUCCCAAAUUGAAGGAAAUGUAUUUGAGUAGUCUUCCACAGCUCUCAGGGUUCUUCAGUUGCCUCUAUCAAGAAGCUACUACUCAGCUUCUCUGCCCUUCAUUGGAACACUUGUAUGUCUAUGGGUGCCCCAAACUUUCGAACCUUGCUGCUUCUAACUUCCACAGCAGGAAAGAAGUCCAAGCCAAUGAUGAGCGGCAUUUUGCGCUGAUAUUUGAGAGAUUGUUCCACCGCCAAUUCAACCCAGAAGAGUUUCCUCAGUUCUUCUCCAAAAAAGGAAGUGAUUUCUCAAUUGGAUCUUGAAUGUAAUACGUAGUAUACACUGUGCAGAGUGCACAGACAAUUUCUCUUGAUAUUGGAAACAGCAUGUGGUUAUAACUUCUAGAUGUGCUUAUAAUGAUAGUAAUGAGUCUUGAAUAUAUUCCGUAUUGGUAAGAAAAUUUGAGGUACCAGUCCUCUAU
Molecule: messenger RNA, 3572 nt
Organism: Fragaria vesca subsp. vesca
Lineage: Eukaryota; Viridiplantae; Streptophyta; Magnoliopsida; Rosales; Rosaceae
Product: disease resistance protein At4g27190-like
Exons: 3
Coding region: 1-3414 (1137 amino acids)
Molecular function (GO): protein binding; ADP binding
Source: RefSeq, a predicted model, not a curated record